Molecule: messenger RNA, 2042 nt
Organism: Pseudogymnoascus destructans
Lineage: Eukaryota; Fungi; Ascomycota; Leotiomycetes; Thelebolales; Thelebolaceae
Exons: 3
Coding region: 171-2042 (623 amino acids)
Source: RefSeq, a predicted model, not a curated record
ACCUUCACCACACAGGCAACCAUCCAAGUUCAACCGCGCAUUUCUUCUAGUUCCUUGACACGUAAUUCUUCUGCGGGGAUGAAUAGAGUUGUUUGAAACAAUACUAUAUCUCUGAUACCAAAACGACACAUCAAAGACCUCGCAGGGUCUAUACCCUCUAACACGAGACCAUGGACAAACCCUUCUUCCGCCGCCAGUCCGACGCCUCUCGCGGCAGCUCAUCCAACAACCUCUCCCUAUCCCCCCCAUCUCACGAACUAAACGACCUCCUCCCACGCCCAUACUCCGACGUCCCUUCCUCACGCGACCGCUCCCUCUCCUCCACCACCGAAUCACGGUUCCCAGCCUACUCCUCAGCUCCAAGAUCCGACCGCUCGCGCUCCCAGAACAUGCAUGUUCAGUUGUCUAUACCCCCGCCGAUAACGGCUAGCGUCCUGUUGCCGGCUAUAAACUUGACGUCCUCCUCUGUUUCGUCUACACAGACCCUCACCCCAAGACUUAGUGGGAGGAAUAUCGCGCCUUUGAUACGGAGGGAACGGGCACUGCAGGCGGAGAUACAGGAACUGCUUGACGCUCAGUCCGUCGGUCUCCUACGUGGCAGGGCACCAAAACCGCAAAAUGGCAGCGGCGGCAGGACCUCAAAAUCCCCGUCGAAGCCAGCGGCUACCCCGCGAACCCUCCACACAGCCCGCCUAGGCAUCCUACGCGCCCUACACAGCCUCCUAGAGCUCUCGCAGAUGAAACACUCCAUCCUCCUCACCAUACACACGACCCUCCAAGCGACCCUCGCGCAACUCACACACUGGCAGCGCAAACUCGCGGACUUAGACUCUAAAAUCCACGCUCUCUCCCCGCCUCCCUCCGUCUCCGCUCCCGACGCAACUUCACCACACCGUAACCACUCCACCUCCCCUUCCAACGGCCACUCCCUAUUGCCCAACGACAUCCCCACCCUCGACCGCGAAAUCUCCACCCUCGAAGCUAGGCUACACACCCUACGCACGCACCGGGCGUUCCUCUCCCGCGCUCUCCUCGAGCAGAGAAGUCGUCAAGAGGCGCAGGCGAGUAGUUGGGUCGGAGCGAAGCGUGAGGUUGAAGCUGAAGUCUCCGCGUGGCUGAGGCGGCCGACGGAGGCACUGGGGCUUGAUGGCGAGGUGGCGGGGGAGGGGGGGGAGAUGGAUGCAUUUCUUUCCUUACCCCCGGGACGACGGACGUUAGGUGGUGCGAUUGAUGCUAUCCGCUCUGUGAUGGUGGAGGUGAGAGGACAGAUGGAGUCCGUUGAACGCGAGGGGGAUGCGGUGGAGAGGGGGGCGGGAGUGUGGGAGGGGGUUUUGGAGAGGGUGUUGAUGUUUGAGAAGGAGUUGAGGGGGUGGGUGAAGGGAGGCGAGGGGUUUGCGGAGGUGGUGGAACGGGAGGGGUGGACGUUGCUUGUUUGUGCUGUUGGGGCGGAGCUGGAGGCUUGGAGGGAGGGGGAGGGGGUGUUGAGGGGGGUGGUGGGGGGGUCGUCGCCUGAGGCGGGGUCGAAUGAUUCACCUCCCCAAGGUCUGGGAAGGGGGAAUUCGGAUGUGAAGGGGAAGGGGAAGAGAGUCGAUAAUUUUAACUCUAGUAUGGGCAGCGAAGGCACAGACAUCUGGGGAAGCGCGCUCGACACCCCCACCCCCAACCCCCCACCCGACGACGAACAAACCAGCACCUCUCACUCCGACACCCACUCCCCCGACGCUCUAUCAACAUCCCAGCGCCAUCCCCGGUCUCUCAGCCCAACACCAACCCCCAGCCCCACCUACCCCCGACCCCGCAGCUUCAGCCCCGACGCAAACCCAGACCUGGAUUUCAACAUCGAACUCGAAGGUCUGAAACUAUCAGGCGGGACACCGACGACGAGGAGUCCUGCGUUUGGUGGUGGUGGGAGUGGGAGUGGGAGUGGGUUUGUGGCGCCGAUGAAGAGGGAGAGGGGGUAUACGGAUGGGGCGGGGGAGGGGGAGGAGGAUGAGGAUGAAGGGCCGGGGGAUGAUUUAUUGGUUUCUCCGAGGGACACGUAG